UACCAAAAGCUCUAAUUAUUCAAUUAGUUUAUUGGUUCCUAUUAGUGUUGGGACCAUAACUACACAUACGUGUUAUAUUCUCAAGAUGAUUCAAUUGGCACUAGUGGACAUUAUAUUUAGAGAUUAAAGGAUAAAGGUUGUCUAAACUCUGAAGUGUACAGUUUCGCUUAUUUAAGCCAUCAUUAACUGGGACUAACUAGUAGCCAUCAUCCAAAAAAAACCCUAGAUAAACAAACUGAACAGGAAAAAAAAACUGCCCAUUGAUCUCCUGAUUAAUUUGCAUUCUCAGCCGUCAUUGAAAAUAACAAUUCAUGGCAAUGCUGAAGAAAGAGUUGUCGGCGGCCGAGUCAAGCACCGGCGGCAACACCAUGGAGCCGACGAUAAUCUCUCGUCCACUAGCAAACUUCUCUCCCUCUGUGUGGGGUUCCAGAUUUGCUUCGCUUGCUUCAUCUCCCACGGAAAUGGAAUUCUACCGGCGGCAGGUGGAGCAGGCGAAGGCGAAGGUGGAGAAGUUGCUGGCGGCGGCUUCGGCAGCCGACGGCGGUACGUUUCGAAACGUGGAGCUCAUCAACUUGCUGGAGCGGCUCGGUGUGUCGUACCAUUUUCAAGCUCAGAUCGAAAACCAGCUGAGCCUGAUAUUUGAAAAUUCUCUCUCCGAUGUUACGGAGAGAGAUGGAGAUCUCUACUUCGUUUCGCUGGCGUUUCGAGUGCUACGCCAGCAUGGAUACAGAGUUCCUUGUGAUGUGUUUGACAAAUUCAAGGACGUAAAGACAGGAGAGUUCAAGCAAUGUCUGAAGGGCGACGUGAGAGGGAUUCUCAGCCUGUACGAGGCCUCCCACUUGAGGCUUCAUGGAGACAACAUUCUAGAGGAAGCCCUAGCCUUCUCAAGGUCCACUUUGCAGCUGGAAGAUAACUCGGCCACCAGUGUUAUAAAGCCUCAUUUGGCAGCACACAUAGAAAAUGCACUGAUUUGCCCCUUCCACAAGAGCGCUCGAAGGAUAGAUUCAUGGAGAUUCAUCUCUUUCUACGCCGAGGAAGAAUCGAGAGACGAAACCCUUCUCAAAUUCGCCAAGCUCGACUUCAACUUCGUGCAGCUGAUGCACCAAAACGAGCUGGCCUUCGUUUCCAGGUGGUGGAGGGACACUGGUCUUCAGGAGAGGCUUUUCUAUGCAAGAGACAGAAUCGUGGAGCUGUAUUUUUGGGCGACGGGAUCUCAUUACGAGCCACACAAGGUGGUGUCGAGGAUUGCAGCCACCAAAUUUGCCAAAAUGGUGUCGUUGGUCGACGACACUUUCGAUGCCUACGGUACCCCUGAGGAGCUCCAACUCUUUGCUGACGCUUUUGAGAGGUGUGACGACGAGAGUGCGGUUGAGCAGCUUUCGGAUGACAUGCGACUCCUUUUUAGGGCAUUCCUCAAACUUUGUGAUGAUAUGGAACAAGACAUAGAGAAAGAGGGGAGAAGCUACGGAGCACACCACGCCAAGGAUGCUUUCAAGGAAUUGGCGAGGGCAUAUGAUGUGGAAGCAAAAUGGCUGGCGAGUCGCUACACACCGACGGUGAAAGAGUUCAUAGCAAACGGCAUACCUUCAAGCUCAUACGGCGUGAUCUCAGCUGCAUACUUAAUUGGAAUGGGGGAAGCCAUGGGUGCCAAAGAAUACGAGUGGCUGAAAACCAACCCAACAAUCGAUACAGCAGCAAAGCUCCUCGGGCGGCUUCUCAAUGACAUCAUGAGUCACGAGGAUGAGCAGAAGAGAGGGCACUGUCCAUCCGCGGUGGAAUGUUACAAGAAGGAGAACGGGGUGUCCGACGAAGAGGCCGUGGAGGCGAUCAAGAAGAUGUGCGAUGAUGCCUGGAAGGACUUGAAUGAGGAGUGCAUGAAACCGACUCCAGUUGGAUUGCCUGUGAUUCAGCACUUUCUGGAUCUCGUUCGAAUCAUCACCUUCAUAUACAUUCGCAAUGACUCGUAUACGCACUCAGGGUCUCUGAAACAUCACAUCAAUUCCAUCUUACUCGAGUCGAUUCCUAUCUAGAAGAAGGAAGUUUGAAAGUCGUCAUCCAAAACUGUGUCGUGUUGGGGGUUUUUCUUUUACAUUCGGUCGAUCGCUUAAGUUUUUUUUUUUUCUAGUCAUUUCUGUGUUUAGUUAGCUGCUGCUGGGUUUGAUGAGCCAACUAGUAGUGGUAGCUUAUAUACAAAGAUGAGGGGUUAUUGCUGUGAGUUUGUUGCCAGAGUUUGCUGGCACAAAAAUCUUGUAUUUAUGUUUUGAUCUAUGGAAUGAAGUGUUAGUUUGCUCACGACUUAAGAUUUCAUUGUGGCACCGAAGUUUAUUUGUAAACUAUAGCCAUGGUAUACAUGGAGUUGGAGUGUUUCAAGCGUUGCAAAUUUGGACACUACAAGAAUGAGUGUCAUGGGUUGCACAACCAAUAGAUAUAUUACUAUAGCUUAGGUUCAAAUCAUGCAACAUCACAGUUACAUGCAUGCAUAUCUGUGUGGACCAAUCACAUCAAUUGUCUAAUGGAAGAAAAAAUGUAUAUUAUAAACUCGUCUUAUAAUUACAGUAGAAAAUUAUGAUUAUUUUUCUUGUUAGCCAAGCUUGAGCUCUUCAUGUUUUAGAAAAUAGAAAGCUCAAGUAGAUAAGGAAACUGAAAAUUUUAUGAGGAAUAUUAGAAUAUAAUUGAUAGGGGGCGAAGAAUUUAUGUGGAAUGAGUUCAAACAUGUAUGCGAAGGAAUUCGAUUAAGAGGCAGCUUACAAAUACUCUCAUCCCCUCAGCAAAAUGGCAUUGCUGAAAAAAAAAAGAACAUAACAUUCAUGAAUAUGAUGAGGUAUACUUGGAAGAUACCCAACUAGCUACCUCUUUUGUUUUGACUUAGAAGCUAUAGAGUAGAUUUAUCAUAAUCUAAAUAAAAGUCCAACCUUAGCUAAUGAUGGCAAAACAUUACAAGAACUUCGAAAAGGAAAUUCUCCGUCUGGUCAACUAUUAUUUCUAGCGGUCAACAAAAGUAUAAAAAUAAAAAUAACACAAAACUAUCAUACAACGGGAUAUAAUUAAAUGAAAUACUGAAUAAAAUAUAACACAAUUGAAAAUAGUUAGAAUAUUGUAGUAGUAUUAACCCAUUUCUAUAAGACCUGAAGUUAUCAAAAUUACUACUUCUGUAUUAAAACAAAUGCAUUGUCGUUUAUAGUAGGAAUCUUUGGUUGUCUCAUUGCUCAACUUCCUUGGUUUUUAAGUAAUAUAAUUAUUAAUUAGAGGGUUACUUAUCCGUGGUCUUAGUUUUUUUUUUUCGUUGAAUAUGGUCUUAGUUUUAUCCCCACAAAUAGUACUUAGUUUUCUAUGUUAUUAUUGGUAAAAUACAAAACUUUCUCGAUUCAACCAUUCAAUCCAAUCCACCCACCAAGUGGAUUUUUUUGUUUUUGUUUGUUUAUGUGAUAAUCCACCCACCCAGCAUGUGAAUCGUAUCUAUCCUCUAAAAAUUUCAUUAUAACUCGUCAGGCGGCUAAUGAUAUAUAUAGAUAUAUAGUUUCUUUACUAAUUAUGGUGCUUCCCUUCAGGAUAAUUGUCGUUAAUCUUAAUUUAUCCUAAAGUACUUUUGUUAUUAUUUAACAAAAUAAGUUUUAUAUACUAACCAACGCGUACGUAUUCGUCGAAUCUCGAUGAUAAUUACGUGAAAGCGUAUUGGGUUGUGUGUGCUAAUUACAGUAAUUAAUUAGCCAUGUGUACGUGUGUUUGUGGAAUCUCGAUAAUAAUUGGAGCGUGAAAGCGUAUUGGGCUGUGUACUAAAUGUCUAGCUAACAGGUGCUUAAUUACUAAUUAUGCCAUUGGCAAUGGUCAGUGAGAAAUUAACUGCGACCAAGAUGUCUGCUGAUGAAGUUUAUUGCUUUGAGGUCAGAUUAAGUUAAAAGUUAACUGCGACCAAGAUAUCUCUACGCAAAAAUCUGCAAUAUAAUUCACAAGUGUAUCAUAGAGUUUGAGAAUCUUUGCAGAUAUAGAAAACCCGACAAAACUUUUUCGUAAUUCAUAAAUAUUGCUUUCUCAAAUAAGAACAGUUUCAUCUUGGAAUUGAGUGUGUAUAUAUAGAUUCCUCAACAUGGAAUCCUGCAGAGCAGAGCAUGCAGUUUUACUAUUUGUAUAUUUUUAGUAACUCAAACCUAUUAAAAUAAACCAUUUCUCUCAAAAAAAAAAAAAAAAAAAACAGGAUUCCCCAAAAGGUUAAGCUACCCGUGUUAGAUACCUCGGAAUUCUAAAAACCAAACCCCAACCCUAAAAUUUUCAACCAAAAGUAAAUCUCCAAUGAUUUUGUGAUAUUGUGAAUUUUCUUGUUCGUCAUAUUGAAAGCGAAGAUUGAUGUCAUUUUAACACGAAUUUCCUUUUCAGAAUGGCCAUUAUAAUUUCAUAAAUAGUAACACGAUAUUUUAGAUGACGAAAAUCCAUUGCAGAAUGAGAAUUAUAACUUCAUAAAUAGUAACAGAAUCGCCUUCUGAUCAGAAUGGCGAUUAUAUACUUCAAUCAACACUAAGGAAAAAUAUGAUUUUUUUAGACGACGACAACCCAUCGCAGAAGUGUUGUAGACUUGUAGUACACUUCCGUUAUUAUUUAACGAAAUAAGUUUUAUAUACUAACAAUGCGUAUUCGUCGAAUCUCAAUGACAAUUACGUGAAUGUGCAUUGGGCUGUGUACUACUACUAAUUACAGUAAUUAAUCAGCUAUGUUUAUGUGUGUUUGACUGUUCGCGGAAUCUCGAUGAUAAUAUAGAAUUGGAGCGUGAAAGCGUCUUGGGCUGUGUACUAAUUGUCUAGCUAACAGGUGCUUAAUUGUAAUUAGGUCAUUAGCCAUUACUGAGAAAAUAACUGCGACCAAGAUAUCUACCGAUGAAUUUUAUUGCUUUGAGGUCAGAUCAAGUUAAAAGUUAACUGCGACCAAGAUAUCUACUGAAAAAUCCUGCAAUUCACAAGUGUAUCAUAGCAUAAGAAUCUUUGCAGAAUAUAGACAAACCGACAAAACUUGUUUUUGUCCUCGUAAAUAUUGCCUUCUCAAAUAAGGAAUUGAAUUUUUAUAUUUUAGUUAGUAGCAUUAGUGUAAUAUAAUGAUAUAACAUAGAAUCAUCAAAUUAUUGGAUGGCAUCACGAUAAUAAAACUAUAAACUGAAA
Molecule: messenger RNA, 5144 nt
Organism: Linum trigynum
Lineage: Eukaryota; Viridiplantae; Streptophyta; Magnoliopsida; Malpighiales; Linaceae
Source: the annotation of a GenBank genome assembly